GGAGGAAGUGAUGGGCAGGGAUCCCGACGCUCCGGAUGGGACUGAUACAGACGACGACGACAGUGUCGACGAGGGCUUCCAAGAGAACGAGGGGUCAGUACAAGAACAUCUCGAAAACACCCUCUUCGGCCUUGAGGAGGACUUCGCCCGACAACCGUCGUCUGACAAGUCCCAGUCGCAACCUGCCAUCGGCGCCUCACAGUCUGGGCCAGCCGACCAGGAGACCUCCCCUGGAGACGAGGCCAUUCAAAGGGUGUCCCACGAGCCAAGUAGCCUUGGAGCUGACACUGGCCCGGGUUACGAGCACGUGGUCAACCUGGCCUCUAGUCUCAUGACGCUGCGUCACCGUGCCUACGUGACUCAGCAGCAAGUGGCGGAGAUUGUCGCUCUCUGGGAACGAUUGCCGGAGGGCGACAAGGCCCCGGUUCGCUUCCCGCCACGCCACCAGGAAAGACUGGUGAAGGGGAGGUUCCGACGCAAGCACUCGCAGACCAGUGUCACACCGGGAGUGGAGAGCUUGCGACGGUGUAUGGUCGGCCAAGGCGGCCAAGCCGCACAGAUGCCAAACAUCAGCCGCCUUGUGGAGGCCGUUUGUAUAGAGUUGUCCAGGAUUCACCCCGAAGGAACCACCAUCUGCGGCGUGAGGGUGAACCGCUGGGCAGCUGUGAUGCGGGAUUAUAUCUGCAUCCAAGAGAACAUCCUUACAAACCCGGUACUCAUGGCCCAGACACGUAUCCAGUUAUUCCCCCUCAAUCAGCGCACCCUGGCACAAUGGCACCUCACUCGCACCAGGGAGCUGGUACGGCGGGCUCUGGAGAUGGCCGUGCCAUUGCCAUCCAGCUCGGCCCUUGCUUCGGAGCCCACCCCUGCCGUACGGCCACGGCCCACGGGCCCCGAGCAGUCCGCUGCACCAUGUCAUGAAUACUCGGACCUGCCUGACCUGUCCGGUCAGGCGACGCAGCGAACUCGGGGCCCCGUGGAUGUGGCACCGCCAAUUGUUGGCCACCCCCCCGUGCCACAAGAAGCACCCGCCACCCAGCCACUCCUCCCGCCGGCUGACACUGCCGCUUCUCCGCCUCCACCGGCACAACCUUCAGUACCCCGCACCACUGCCUGGCGGCGGAAGAAAAAACAGGAGGCGGAGGAGCUGGCGCAACAGCAAGGUAUCCCUCCCAAACAAAGAAAAAAAGUGGAGGCCUUUGUUUGCCAGCGCUGUGGCCGUCCUAAAACAAAAGAGUUCGGCCACAGCCGCUUUGGGAGGGAAACCUUUUGUUCCACCUCAGCCGGCAGAAGUGUCCAGGAGUGGCUGGAGGAAAAGAGGAGAGCGAAGCAAAAUCGUGCCGGGGGGGAUGGCCACUAAACAAUUUUUGUUAAUCAGUAGAUGGGCCCAUACAUUGCUUUUCUUUUCUUUU
Erpetoichthys calabaricus (reedfish) is the source of this 1412-nucleotide messenger RNA. RefSeq lists its product as uncharacterized. Bases 11 to 1360 code for a protein of 449 amino acids. Lineage: Eukaryota; Metazoa; Chordata; Cladistia; Polypteriformes; Polypteridae. The transcript has 4 exons. The record is from RefSeq and is a predicted model, not a curated record.